Girardinichthys multiradiatus is the source of this 1312-nucleotide messenger RNA. RefSeq lists its product as uncharacterized. The record is from RefSeq and is a predicted model, not a curated record. The transcript has 7 exons. Gene Ontology annotation, molecular function: oxidoreductase activity, acting on the CH-OH group of donors, NAD or NADP as acceptor. The coding region runs from base 205 to 987 and encodes 260 amino acids. Lineage: Eukaryota; Metazoa; Chordata; Actinopteri; Cyprinodontiformes; Goodeidae. Gene Ontology annotation, cellular component: cytoplasm.
GUUUUGUUAGGAUCCCCAUAUCUUCCCACUCUUUAUUUGAGGUGAAAAAAAUCAGGAAUGCAUGUUGGAACCCGCAAGUCUGGACGUUGUGGGCGGCGAAAGUUGUGGGAGGUGAUAGUUAAAAUCGGGUUUCACUGCAACCAGGAUUACUGAUUUUCUGCAGGUUCCCGAAGCUGAAGAGAUUCUCCCUGCUGCACAGCAGAAAUGGCUUUGGAAGGUAAAAACGCGGUGGUGACCGGAGCGGCCGUGGGCAUAGGAAGAGCUGUGGUGGAGAUCCUCCUGCAAAACGGAGCCAAGGUGGCCCUCUGGGAUAUAAAUGAGGCUGCAGGAGAGAGUGCAGCGGAGUCCUUGAAAAAGCAGUAUGGAGCAGGGAAAACUUUGUUCCUGAAGUGUGAUGUUGAAUCAGAGGAGCAGAUCAAAGCUGCUUUUCAGAAAACCAAAGAAACCUUCGGGGGAAUCGACAUCUUAUGCAACAACGCCGGGAUACUGAACGAAACCAAAUGGGAGAAAACUGUCUCCAUUAACCUUGUCAGUGUCAUUAGGGGUACGUAUAUCGCUUUGGAGCACAUGAACAAGCUGAGCGGAGGAAAAGGAGGAGUUAUCAUCAACACAGCCUCUCUGGCAGGUAUUGGUCCAUUCCUGAGCUGUCCCACCUACACAGCCACCAAGUUUGGCGUGGUGGGAUUCACCCGAGCCAUGGCUGCUGCUUCUGAUGCUUCAGGAUAUGGUACACGCUUUAAUGCCGUGUGUCCCGGUUUCGUGAAAACAGAACUGAUGACCAACAUCCCAGUCAGGUUAGGCCAAUUCUCAAACCUGGCUGAUGCGACACGCAACUUAAUUCAAGUGAUGGGGACUUUAACUGUGUCUGACGUGGCUGAAGCCAUCCUGGAGCUGCUGACAGAUGAGACAAAAAAUGGAGAGGCCCUUUUGGUUUUACCAGAAGGAAAGAAAUACAUACAGUUUCCAUCAUUCUCCUCAACACAGUAAACAGCUGCAACAUCCCAUAAUAGUAAUAACGGUCCACCCUUAGACUGAAUCCAGCUGACAAAAUUAUAAUCACUUGUAUGGGCUGAAAUGUGUAAGAACCAGCUCCUUCUUUUGUUCUUAUGGUGUUUCUGUAAUUUACUUUUUCUCUUAUUUCUGUUAAUUUUCUAUUUCUACCUUCACCACUAGAUGUCAGUAAAUCAUACAUACUGCACCUUUAAACGAAUUGAGAUAAGCCUAUGUAGGAGAUCUGUGAAUGCCCUUUGAAUCAGUGUUUUUAUUUUUUUUUCAAAUGUAAAAAUAAAUAAACAGAAAGGAAUAAAACAUA